Messenger RNA from Brugia malayi, 1308 nucleotides. RefSeq lists its product as uncharacterized. The record is from RefSeq and is a predicted model, not a curated record. Gene Ontology annotation, cellular component: extracellular region. The coding region runs from base 1 to 1308 and encodes 435 amino acids. The transcript has 9 exons. Gene Ontology annotation, molecular function: chitin binding. Lineage: Eukaryota; Metazoa; Nematoda; Chromadorea; Rhabditida; Onchocercidae.
AUGCAGCUUAUCACUCUUCUUACCAGCUCAUUUUCUAUCUACUUCGUACAGUGCUACACGAAAUCAAUAGAAAAUAGAAGAGACAAUAGUGGAGAUAAUGGCAUCAUCUCUUCAGUGAUUUGGCGUAGUAUUAUUGGUGAUAUUUGCCAAUUAUCAUCUUUUCCACGUCCAACAACUGAUCCAAACAAAUACAUCGAGUGCGUAUUCCAAGCCGAAAAUGCUGGAAAUCGUAGUGAUCUUGGUAUCUGGGCAUCAAAGAUCUGCCCGAUUGGAUAUCAGUUUGUAACAUCAGCUCGAGAAUGUAAAGUCAUUGGAUUCAUUAAAGCUCGACAGCAGUUGUGCGAAGGGUCCAAUGCUGAAAAAUAUAAAUUCUGUCCUCAGCUAAGAAAUGGUCCAAAGCUCGUAGUGAAAAGAGUGGAGCAACAAAAGGAACAAUGCCUGUGUGUCUUGAAUGAAGAGAAUUGUGACUGCCCAAAAGUUGUAAUCAUCGAGCUAGUCACAUAUGAUAAAGUUAUGAAUGAAAAGAAUAUAUCAAAGGCUCGUCAAGCUCGUCAUGCGCCCUGUCAGAGUGAACAAAGAUGCAUAAUCUCUGAUGAUAAUUGUGGUAUCUGUUCGAAUUCAGACAGCUUAUGUACCUGUGGUUCAUCAGGUUCAACUAAUUUCUCCGGUGUCAAUAAACUCCCGAAUAAGCAAAUCCCGGAAGGCUGCCAACUUUUAAAUGACGGACAACAGUACUGUACUCAGAUACAGGGGAAAGCAGGGAAACAACACUAUUCUACUAUCAUUGCGCCGCAACCAUGUCCUACAGCAGCUGGACAAAGUGUUGAGGGUUCUAGAUAUCAGAAAAUUUGCUCAUGGAUGAUCGAAUCGCUUGUUGCUGAUCCAGAAAGUCCAUCACAUUUUCUGCAGUGUCAGCCAGCACCAAACAGUUUGUAUUGUGGAAGAUGGCAAAGUAUGCCUUGCGAACCAGGCCUUAUCUUUAAUGCUCUCCUGCAGGUUUGCGUAUGGAAUCCUAGAAUGCAAUCAGAGGAAAUUCCAAUAAUUAGCCUAGGUAUUACUGUAACGUAUCCAUCAAUAGCUCAGCUAUAUUCGCAUACUUCAAGUGGAUACCUGAUGUCCCCUAUUCUGGUGAUCCCUGGGUAUGAUGCAAAUACACGAUGCACUUGUCAUGUUGGUGUGCAGAUUGGUUUUUGUGGUUCUGACGGUCAGUGCCCAGGCCAGUCUGUCUGCAAAAGCAAUGAAUUAGCUGGACAGGGAUCUGUAAGCAAUUUCCAGUUUCUUGACAAAGUGAAUUUUUCGAAAAGUUAA